Cynara cardunculus var. scolymus (artichoke) is the source of this 5029-nucleotide messenger RNA. Its product is annotated as histone acetyltransferase HAC12-like. Gene Ontology annotation, molecular function: histone acetyltransferase activity; zinc ion binding; chromatin DNA binding. Lineage: Eukaryota; Viridiplantae; Streptophyta; Magnoliopsida; Asterales; Asteraceae. The transcript is spliced from 16 exons. Gene Ontology annotation, biological process: positive regulation of transcription by RNA polymerase II. The coding region runs from base 286 to 4740 and encodes 1484 amino acids. Gene Ontology annotation, cellular component: transcription regulator complex; histone acetyltransferase complex. The record is from RefSeq and is a predicted model, not a curated record.
UUAGAGAUGAUAACCUAUAAAUUAAAUUGGGAAAUUAAUACAAGUUACCCUAACUUCCUCAUCUCGCCCCUAUGCCAUUGAUACUUAGAUUUCGAAGAUAGAAGCUAACGAUUCUUGGUUUGGUUUUUUAUCUCGAGAAAGAAACUUUCCCUUUUUCAUUUAUCCCUCACUAGGGUUCCUUACCCGUCAUCCAAUUCGGACCCGUUGCGUGUCUAUCGCUAUCUUCUUGAAAUUUUUUAGAUGCCCUGUUCUUUCUUGAAACUUGCAGGAUGAAAUUAUGAAAGGAUGGUUUACGAAUUAGGUCACGUACGGGACCAAUUCAAGAACAAGAACAUUGGUAUUGACGAUCUUCAGAAAGAAGGAGGUGUCUUGGAUAAUCUGCACAAGAAACGACGUUGCGGUGUCAAUAAUGUUAAUAAGUUUAUCGGCAAGAUGGGGUCUUUUUUAUCUAGUGCCAAGAACUAUAUGGAUACAACUGAGGGGGAGAAUUGGGCAUCUGACCUUAUUAAUCACUUGAACAGCCGAUUUCCGACUUCUAUCGAUACUCCAAAGGAGUAUAAUGACCAGAAGUUACUUGACCAGGGGUCGCAGAACUUUAUUCAGCAGGAGUUAAAGGAUGCUAAUCUUCAUCAGAUAGUAUCCCACAGGCUCAUUUCCUCUCAUUCGUCUUUGCCAGAUUUGUUGGUUUCACCUGUUUUUCAUAAUGCUAGUUCAUUCUGUCCACCUGAAAGUUAUAUGAAUUUGGGAUACAAUGGUUACAAUCCGGCUUCAGUAAGCAUUUAUAAUCCUGGGCUGUGUGGAGGAUCUGCAUUCAACGACUAUAGCCAGAAUGUUGCUAGCUCAGCUGUUCAUUGUGGUGGGAUGAACUCGAUUUCUCCAUUCGGUGUAAAGCAGACUGAUCUAGAGCUUAUUACUUCACCUGAACAAGUGUCAUCCGUAACUGCAUGUUCUUAUGGGGAUGUUGUAUCUGAUACCGAAGCUUUUGAUAGUAUAGCAGCUCUACCCGGAAGUGUUUUGCACUCUACCUCAGGCCCAUCAGCAACGAACUCCUUCCAACAGCAACCUUUUCAUAAGAGUCAAUACAGAAGCUCUAUUGGGAAGAAGAAAACCGCAUACAACAUGGAUGUUCCAUCAUUAUUGGGGGAUGAUGUGCAAUCUCCAUAUUCGAAUUUGUGCAAUGUGCAACAGAAUCUCACGAACCAUCCUGAAACUAGUGAUAGCCUAGAGAGCAAGUGUAAUACCCAAAUAUCAGAUCGUGGGGAUUCAUUGCAACCUCAGAUUCACAUGCCAGUGUCCCAACAACCUGAUGAGCAGGCUCAGCAGCAUCCAGUGCAGUUUGAUGACAGAUUGAAGACUCGAUCAAAUAUGUUAUUUAUCAAUGGUGAGAAGUCCAGUGAUGAAAUAUCAGUGCGAGAGGAAUUUAAGAUCCCCCAAAUUAAUUCUGAGAAAUCUCCGCUGGCUCAAGAGUAUGCUGCUUUGGAAAGUUCAAGUCAGAUUUCUAGUUUUCAAGUCCUUAGUUCAUAUGUCAUGUACAAGGAUAUGCCAGCGGACUUGAGAAGAGAAGUUCCUUUUCAGGAUUAUAUGCAUGCAGCAGAAUGCAAGGAAAACUUAUGCAAUUGUCCAUUGUAUCUUGAACUGGCAUCCCAUUUUGACAAGUGUAAUCAUUUAAAUUGCGAUAUUUGUGGACCUGCAAGGUCUUUAUGCAGUACUAGUAAUUUUCACUUGGAAUCUAGAAAAAGAAAAAAAGACCAAGCAGAGGCCACCCAUGAUGCGGAUCCUAGUAGCACCGCAACUCUUUUAGAAACCUUGCCUACAAAAUACCCGAAGACGGAGAGUCCAACAGUUGGAGAUGGUUUUUCACAAGAAUAUGCUGAUUCACUUGAUCAACAUAGUCCGCUGGAUCAGCCGCAGCACUUGGAACAACGUCCUGAAGCAUUUGUAUGUAAUGAAGAUGUCCAAGAGGUACAGCCAGAACUUUUAGCUGUGGACCCAUCAGUUAACUGUGCAACUGUAGGAGAUACUAUGGAUGAUGACCAGAGGAGGAACUUCAAUGAUACCCAUGGUGAACAGGAAUCAACAGAGCUAAAGCGAAGUAAUGAUAAUACAAACAAUGAAAUGAAGAAAAUGCCAGAGUUGAAUUCUGCUAAUCUUUCUCCAAAAGAAGGGGUCAAUGAUGAAAAAGAGAUAUCAAAUCAAGUAUACACAGAAUCUGGGCAUGCCAAAAUAGAAGCAAAUUUUUUGGCAGCAGAUGCUUAUGACAUAAGGCUGGAUUCAAAGAAAUCCAUGAUGCCGAGUGUGUCUUUGGCAGAUCACGACUCAGUCUUAGAAUCAGAGAAGACCAAGAUAAAGAUUGCACCUUUGGUUGAUGAUGACGCAGGGGUGAAGCCAGAGAAGAUCAAGAUACAGAGUGUGUCUUUGGCUGAUUUUUUUACUGCGGCUCAAAUCAGAGAGCAUUUGUUGAGUUUUAGCUCUCAGAAGGAUGUAUCAGGAAAGAAAGCACAUUCAGUUGGUCACAACACAUGCCAUUUGUGUUCCAUGGAUAAGCUGGUGUUUGCCCCUGCACCCAUAUAUUGCUCUUCUUGUGAUACCCGUAUCAAGCGAAAUGUUGGCUAUUAUAGGUCAACCAGUGAUAUGGGUAUACGACACUGUUUUUGCAUGUCAUGCUAUAGGGGAUCUCAUGGGACUAAUAUCGUAAUGCGUGGGUUUUCUGUUCCCAAAGCAAACCUGCAGAAGGCAAAGAAUGAUGAGGAAAAAGAGGAUUCAUGGGUUCUUUGUGAUAGAUGUCAAUGCUGGCAGCAUAGAAUAUGUGGUCUCUACAAUGAUGAAAAAGAUGUGGAAGGGAAGGCAGACUAUAUCUGUCCUAAAUGUUACUUGGAAGAAAUAGAGAGUGGAAUGCGUGUUCCCUUACCACAGACUGCUGCUUCUGGAGCAAAAGAUCUGCCGAGGACUAAUCUCAGUGAUCACAUAGAGGAAAGACUGUCUAGACGUCUCAAUCAAGAAAGAGAAGAGAUGGCAAAGAUUUCUGGAAUGGAACCAGAGGAGGUACCUGGAGCUGAAGGUCUUGUUGUCAGAGUAGUGGUAUCUGUUGAGAAACAGUUGGCAGUGCGGCAGAAAUUUAUAGACAUACUUCAUGGAGAAGAUUAUCCUUCAGGAUUUACAUACAGAUCAAAGUUAAUUUUUUUGUUUCAGAAAAUAGAAGGGGUAGAUGUGUGCCUCUUUGGAAUGUGUGUUCAGGAGUUUGGAUCAGAGUGUGGUGGCCCGAAUCAUCGUUGUUUAUAUAUCUCGUAUCUUGAUUCUGUAAAGUACUUUAGACCUGAGAGGAAAAGUGCGACUGGUGAAUCUCUUCGGACCUUUGUUUAUCAUGAACUAUUGAUUGGAUACCUUGAGUAUUGCAAGAAGCGGGGUUUUGCAACCUGUUAUAUAUGGGCAUGUCCUCUUAUAAAAGGAGAAGACUACAUUUUUUACUGCCAUCCAGAGACACAGAGAACACCAAAGCAGGAUAAGCUACGUCAGUGGUACAAGUCAAUGCUAAAGAAAGCUGUAGAAGAUGAUGCUGUUGUGGACCACACUAAUUUAUAUAAUCAGUUUUUCGUUUCUAGUGGACAAGGCAAUACCAAGAUAACGGCAGCCCGUUUGCCCUAUUUUGAUGGUGAUUACUGGUCAGGGGCUGCUGAAAAUAUUGUCAGGAAACUAGAAGUGGAAGAAAGUGCUGGUGGAUUGCAGAGCAAGCUACCUAACAAGAGAAUCUUGAAAGCCAUGGGACAGGACCGACUUGAUGUUGCUAUGAAGGAUGUCUUGGUGAUGCAAAAGCUGGGCCAAACCAUUCUCCCUGUGAAGGAAAACUUUAUGAUUGUCCAUUUACAAUAUAUAUGCACCCAUUGCCAUGAAGUAAUCUUAUCUGGAAGCAGAUGGUUUUGCAGCCAAUGCAAAAAGAUUCAACUAUGUUCAAGAUGUUUUAAUGCUGAUAAGAAUUUUUCUGGGAGUAAAAUGCACACAUGCCAUUCCGGUGAAAAAAAUCUACUCUCUGAGGUUGCGGUGAGCAAUGUGACUAUUGAUACCAAGGAUAAAGAUGAUGUGCUUGUGAAUAGUUUCUUUGAGACUCGUGACGCUUUCUUAAACAAGUGCCAGAAAUCCCAUUUUCAGUUUGAUACACUUGCCCGUGCCAAAUACUCCUCUAUGAUGAUCUUGUAUCAUCUAAUCCACAAGCCUGUUACUAAGCCGAUCUGCACUGCCUGCCAUAAGGAUGUUCUGGUGGACGAUUGUUGGCAUUGUGACAUAUGUGCAAAGUUUUAUGUCUGUGAGUCAUGCUAUAAAAUGAAAGGUGGCGCUUAUCAUCCUCACAUGUUAAAUCCGCCUUCAAAUUCAAUGGAAGUCGUCUGUGGAUCCAAAAAUGAUCAAGUUCAGAAGCACAAAGCUCUAACGUUAAAGGCGGUGCUGGAUGCUCUAAUUCAUGCUUCUCAAUGUGAGCGGAUCCCAUGCUCUUACUCGGAAUGUAGAACUAUGAGGAGGCUUUUCUACCAUGCUUCUAGAUGCACUGUCAGAGUCCGUGGUGGUUGCAGAUUAUGUCAACAAGUGUGGAGGAUACUAAAGGAGCACUCACAAAUAUGCAAAGAUUCCAAUUGCAAAAUUCCUCGCUGCAUGGAUAUAAAGAAGCACAAGGAGAUGCUUGCAGCCCGAUCUGCAAAUCUACAAACUACAACGAAGGAUCAGCAGGAAAUGCCUCAGACUUUGGUUGGAUAGCAAUGACCGUUACAGUAAAAGAAAUAGAGUUAAAAGAAGUCACAAUUUUGCGUACCUAACCAAAAUAGAAUAGAUCAGGAGGUUUGAGCCUUUGUUUGGUAGUCAUACCAUACCUGAUGCCUUUUUGCUGUGUCUGAAGUGUGAACAGUCAAUAUAUAGAGUCUUGUAGCAUAGUUCAAGAUUACAAUCAGGUUUAACUUGCCUUGUGUAGGAGAAAAUUACAAGUUGGAGGACCAUUUUGGUCUGAACCAGAUUUUGCACCAAAACAUGUAUAAAUGAAAUUUUCAAU